Messenger RNA from Vigna unguiculata (cowpea), 1155 nucleotides. Its product is annotated as proteophosphoglycan-like protein. The record is from RefSeq and is a predicted model, not a curated record. Lineage: Eukaryota; Viridiplantae; Streptophyta; Magnoliopsida; Fabales; Fabaceae.
UCUGCGUUGGCAGAACAUAACAUGCAUUUCAUUUUCAUUUUCAUUUUCGUCUCUUGCAUCUCGCGGAAGCCAUUUUCGAUCUGUUGUGCUCUGUGGAAGGCGGUGGAUGGCAAAAAACAACAAGUACGCCUCUAUUAACUUCAACCACAUCUACGACAAAACCACAGCCACCAACCCUCAUAAUAGGAACCCUUCUCAUUCCGUUUCCCCCUCCUCUUCCUCCUACUCCUCCGCCUCCUAUUCCUCCGUCUCCGGCCCCAACAAAGCCCAUGGCCGCAUCCUCGUCUUGACCCGUCCCACCCCCAAACCCGUCACGCCUCCCACCCCACAACCCCAACCCCAACCCCACCACCAACCGCUACCCAAUCCGAUCCACCAAACCCACGACCAGUCGGAACCGCCACCGGACGCGAUCUCGCUCCGCCCCCUCGGUCGAACUGGCACCGCUUCCUCGCUCUCGUCUCUCCCUGUUAUCAACCACGACAACAAGGACUUGCCCUCGCCGCCGCCCAAGACCAACAAGUUCGUGCCGCCACACCUCCGGCCUGGGUUCGUGCCCAGGGAGGAGACCCCACCUGGGCCCGGCUCGCUUCGGCCCAACGGGCGGCCCAAGUCCGGGGGUGGACAUGAGAGGAUGAGGAGGGGUGGGCAGCAGGAUGCGGGGAUCAUGGGCCGCGGGAGUCGGCCCAAUUCCAGUGGAUGAAUGGUUAUGAAGUUGAAUUCUUUUCCGAGGACGAAGACGAACACAUUUUGCUACAGAGACGCGUUCUCUAUACCAAUUCAGUGCACUUUGUCUCUCUGGAACUGACAUCAAUUUUCACAAGGCAUCUCAAAUCACCGAAGACGAAAACUGACCAGGUUGCAGAUUUUCAACACAUAACAUCCCAAACAAUAGCCAAAUUUGUAGGCUUUUAACACCCAAGUUCUUCUGUUGGUGUUUGGCCCUCUUUAACACAUGCCAAUAGAGUGGAGAAUUUAUACACAUAUUUUCAAUUCCUGGCUAAACUUUUUUUCUUCUUACUGUUUUGAAAGACAUGCCUUCUGUACUUUGAGCAUAUGUUCUAGAGGAGGUCCCAUUGUUUUUUACUGUUGUGUUGUACUUAUUUCAGAUUGAAUGUUAUUUCAGCCAAGGCCCGUUCAUUCAUUAGUUACACA